Galendromus occidentalis (western predatory mite) is the source of this 3968-nucleotide messenger RNA. It is a transcript of the gene alphaCOP, whose product is annotated as coatomer subunit alpha. The record is from RefSeq and is a predicted model, not a curated record. The transcript is spliced from 7 exons. Gene Ontology annotation, molecular function: protein binding; structural molecule activity. The coding region runs from base 117 to 3773 and encodes 1218 amino acids. NCBI's taxonomy places the organism in Eukaryota, Metazoa, Arthropoda, Arachnida, Mesostigmata, Phytoseiidae. Gene Ontology annotation, biological process: intra-Golgi vesicle-mediated transport; intracellular protein transport; retrograde vesicle-mediated transport, Golgi to endoplasmic reticulum. Gene Ontology annotation, cellular component: COPI vesicle coat.
CGACAGCGGGUGAGAACGGAGAGGCCAGUGAGUGCGGACGAAUAGGUGCAGUAUAUUGUGCAUCUGCGACACUUGAAUCAUCCUUGUGCCCUGUUGGGCGACGCAGAUCAUACAUCAUGCUCACGAAGUUCGAGUCCAAGUCGGCUCGUGUCAAGGGUUUGAGCUUUCAUCCGAGACGGCCCUGGAUCCUCACCUCGUUACACAGCGGCGUCAUCCAGCUGUGGGACUAUCGUAUGUGCACACUAUUGGAGAAAUUUGAGGAACAUGAGGGUCCCGUCAGAGGAAUCUGUUUCCAUAAUCAACAGCCUCUCUUCGUUUCGGGAGGCGAUGAUUAUCAAAUAAAGGUCUGGAACUAUAAGCAGUCAAAGUGCAUUUUCACGCUCCUGGGUCAUUUGGACUACAUUCGGACGACCGCAUUCCACCAUGAGUACCCCUGGAUCCUGUCCGCUUCUGACGACCAGACUAUUCGAAUUUGGAAUUGGCAGAGCCGAACUUGCAUCUGUGUCCUCACAGGUCACACUCACUACGUCAUGAGUGCUAACUUCCAUCCUUCGGAGGAUCUGAUGGUAUCCGCUUCCCUGGACCAGACGAUACGAGUCUGGGAUCUCACCGGACUGCGGAAGAAAAACGUUGCUCCUGGACCAGGCGGGCUAAAUGAACAUCUGAAGAAUCCCGGUCACACAGACUUGUUCGGCACAUCGGAUGCAGUGGUUCGUCACUUCCUCGAUGGCCACGAACGGGGCGUCAACUGGGCUGCUUUCCACCCAACGAUUCCCCUCGUAGUGUCGGGCGCAGAUGAUCGUCAGGUCAAGCUGUGGCGAUUGAAUGAUACCAAAGCUUGGGAAAUGGACACUUGCCGAGGCCAUUACGCGAACGUUUCGUGCGUUCUCUUCCAUCCCCGGCAAGAGCUUAUUCUCAGCAAUUCCGAAGACCGGAGUAUUCGUGUGUGGGACAUGGCGAAGCGAACGUGCUUGCAUACCUUCAGGAGAGAACACGAUCGCUUCUGGAUAAUGGCAGCGCACCCCACUUCGAAUCUUUUCGCGGCUGGCCACGAUAAUGGCAUGGUGAUUUUCAAACUGGAGCGUGAAAGGCCGGCUCACACCUUACACAAAAAUAUCCUCUAUUACGUUAAGGAGAAACACUUGCGUAAGUUGGAUCUAGCGACUGCGAAAGACACCGCAAUUCUGCAAAUUCGCAAGGGCGGGACCAGAGCGCCGGUUUACAGCAUCUCGUACAAUCCAGCUGAGAACGCUGUUCUCAUCAACGUCAGGCAAACAAUGAUUGAACAGACCUCUUACGACCUUGCUAUGAUACCCAAGGAAGAAGGCCGCGAAUCGGGCGAAAUCAAACGCUCCGCCGGCAUCACGGCAAUCUGGGUCGCGCGAAACAAAUUCGCAGUCCUCGAAAGGACAAAAAGCGUCGUCAUCAAGAACAUGAAGAACGAGACGACGAAAAAGCUUGAAUACCCCGCUCCAAUUGAUGAGAUCUUCCCUGCGGGUGUUGAUCAACUCCUUGUCAAGGACCAAGACGGUAUCAACUUAGUCGACGUGCAGAACCGUGUAAUCGCGCACGCGGAAGUGACCAAUGUCAAGCGAGUCAUAUGGAAUCAGGACAUGAGCCGCGUCGCGCUGCUACGGAGGAAGAAUAUCACGCUGUGCAAUAAACGCUUGGAGAUCCUGUGUCAGCUGAACGAGUCCAUGAGGCUGAAGAGCGGAGCUUGGGACGAAAGUUGUGGCGUGUUCGUCUAUACGACAUCGAAUCACAUCAAGUAUUCGUUACCGAACGGUGAUCACGGCAUCAUCCGCACGCUUGACGUGCCCAUAUACGUGACCAAGAUUCAGGGCAAUAGUAUAUUCUGCCUGGAUAGGGAGGCAAGACCCCGUAUCCUGCAAGUGGAUCUCACUGAAUACAAAUUCAAGGUUGCCCUCGUCAAUCGGAAAUAUGACGAAGUACUGCACAUGGUACGGAACGCUAAACUAGUCGGUCAAUCGAUAAUCGCAUACCUGCAGAAGAAAGGUUACCCCGAGGUUGCGUUGCACUUCGUCAAAGACGAACGGACCCGUUUCGCGCUCUCGCUCGAGUGCGGAAACCUCGACGCAGCCCUUGAGGCCGCGAAGAACAUGGACGAUAAAACCUGUUGGGAGAAACUCGCCGAAGCUGCCCUCCUCCAAGGAAAUCAUCGGAUCGUCGAAAUGGCUUACCAGAGAACAAAGAAUUUCGAGAAAUUAUCUUUCCUAUAUCUGAUCACCGGAAAUCUCGAGAAGCUGCGGAAAAUGAUGAAAAUCGCCGAGAUUAACCGAAACUUCUCGGCCCAGUUCACCAACGCGUUGUAUCUCGGAGAUGUCGGAGAGCGGAUCAGGCUGCUCGAGAACGCUGGACAGAAGAAUCUAGCGUAUCUUUGUGCCGCUACGCAUCGUUUCGACCGAGAAGCGCAGCAGCUGGCCGAGGGAUUGGAGGGGAGCGCCGUGCCAUUGCCGGACAAGCUGGAUUCGGCCGCGCUCAUUCUUCCGCCUCCUCCAAUCUGUCAACUGGACGAAAACUGGCCUCUCCUGAGCGUAAACCGCGGCUUCUUUGAUACCGUCGCUAUCCAGAGCAAGAAGACGGCGGUUGCCGUCGCCGAUCUCGACGACGUGGAACCGGCCGGCUGGGGAGACGACGAUCUUAAAUUCGAAGAAAACGGAGACGAGAAAUUCGAUGAUGCCGAGCUCGAUCUCGAAGACGGUGGCGGAGACGGCGAAGGUUGGGACAUCGGUGUCGACGACGUAGAAAUUCCCGCGGAGCUCCUCGACACCGCGGGGGCGGACGCGGCGGACGUCGGUUUCUUCAUCCCACCAACACGUGGGGUCAGCGUCUGUCAAGAGUGGGUCGAUCAAUCUCGACUAGCCGUCGACCACAUUCUAGCCGGCAGUUUCGAAACCGCAAUGAAACUUCUCAACGACCAGGUGGGGAUCGUGAACUUCGCUCCAUUCCAUAAUCAUUUCAUGGCUACGUUCGCCCGCUCCAGAACCGCCGUCGAAGGCUUCCCGUUGACGCCCACCAUGUACAGUUUCCCCCAGCGUUCCUACGGGAAGAACAAAUCUCUCCCAGCGCUCGGCUGCAGAUUGACAGAUUUGAUAGAAAGGUUGCAGCAAUGUUAUCAGCUUACGACAGCUGGGAAGUUCCAAGAAGCGGUGGACAAACUUCGUUCGUUGUUACUUAACAUCCCUCUGAUGAUUGUUGAGACCAAGCAAGAAGUCACAGAAGCCCAACAGCUUCUCGAAGUAUGUCGUGAAUACAUUGUCGGUCUGUCGAUGGAACUCGAGCGCAGGAACGUGCUCAAAGACAGCCCAGACGACCAGAGACGAGUGUGCGAGAUGGCGGCGUACUUCACUCACUGUAAGCUGCAACCCACGCAUCAGAUUUUGACGCUGAAAAUCGCUGCCUUCCUCUUUUACAAGAACAAGAAUUUCAAAACGGCCGCCUCUUUCGGUCGACGUUUCCUCGAGCUCGGACCGAAACCAGACUCGGCGCAACAGAUCCGAAAGAUUCUCAUGGUUUGCGAGAAAACGCCUCAGGACGCUCUGCCAAUCGAGUACGAUGAGCACAACCCAUUCCAUCUCUGCGCUUCGGCAUAUGUGCCGAUCUACAGGGGGAAACCCGAGGUCCAGUGUCCCCUCUGCCAAGCCUCGUACCAACCCCAGUUCAAGGGCACAGUGUGUGUCGUAUGCUCUGUGGCCGAGGUCGGCAAGGAAACGUCGGGCCUGAAGCUGUCGUCACAGCAGUUCACUCGAUAGGGAAGGAUUAUCACGACCAAGGAGAAGACGUUGGUGUCUGAAGGAGAUUCCCUCGACGCAUAUAUUCAUUGGCCGAGGGAAUCUUCUCAGCUCCGACUUCUCAUUACGUGUGUAUGGGAAUUUUUAGAACGACCAUAAGUCAUGGAUUUUUGAAUGUGGAUCGCUGGCGGGACAAGAAUAAAUUGCCCAACCCAU